GCGCGUAACGCGAAUUAAUAACCUAGUUUUAUAAUAAAAAAUGCAAUCAUUUAUAGUGAAAAGAUGCAACCACGUGGUUACAACUGAAUUUGCAUCAAUAAAAAAUGAUAGUAAUAAAUAAAAUUAAUGUUACAACACAUAUGAUUUUUCGUAAUGCACUUAUAAUGAAAAUAAGCAACCAUAAAUUUUGAAACAACGCAACUUUUAAAAAUGCAAGUGGUAUUAUUCAGAUUGUUAUUAUAGAUAGAUAUUACAUGAGUCUCUUUAGCAAUGGAGAUGUUCUAACGAAAUAAACUAAAGUCUAACAGACGAAGAAAGAAAGAGAGAGAGAGAGAGAGAGAGAGAGAGAGAGAGAGAGAGAGAGAGAGAGAGAGAGAGAGAGAGAUGGAGAAGAUUGUUGAGGUAGCUUAUGCCGCAUCGGUGAAGACAGCUUUGACGUUGCUGGAGAAGAAUCUGUUGCCGGAUGUUGUCAUAAGGCGGCUGACGCGACUGCUUCUCGCCAGUAGACUCCGGUCCGGUUACAAACCCACGGCGGAGCUGCAACUGUCCGAUAUCCUCCGUUUUGUCAACUCUAUAAAGGAGAUGCCUAUAGCUAUCAAUACCGAGAUGCCAAAGACUCAACACUAUGAGUUACCAACGGCUUUCUUCGAACUUGUUCUUGGAAGAAACAUGAAAUACAGCUCCUGUUAUUUCUCAAACGAUUCCAGUAACUUGGAAGAUGCAGAGGAAGCAAUGUUGGCUCUAUACUGUGAAAGAGCUAAAGUGGAAGAUGGACACAUUGUUCUUGAUGUCGGAUGUGGCUGGGGGUCUUUGUCUUUGUACAUUGCCCGCAAGUUUAGCAAUUGCAAGUUAACCGGUCUCUGCAACUCGAAAACACAGAAAGCUUUCAUUGAUGAGCAAUGCCGGAAACUCGGGAUUAAAAAUAUCAAAAUAAUUGUUGGAGAUAUUAGCACUUUUGAGGAUGAAGGGACAUACGAUCGAGUAUUCUCCAUCGGAAUGUUUGAGCAUAUGAAAAACUAUGGAAAGCUUCUGAAGAAAAUAGGAAGUUGGAUGAAAGAAGAUAGUCUUCUGUUUGUUCACUAUUUCUGCCAUAAAACAUUUGCUUACCACUUUGAGGAUGUGAAUGACGAUGACUGGAUCACAAGACACUUCUUCAGCGGAGGAAUAAUGCCAUCUGCGAAUCUCCUCCUCUAUUUCCAAGAAAAUGUUUCGAUUGUGGAUCAUUGGCUCCAAAACGGGAAGCAUUAUGCAAAUACCAGUGAAGAGUGGCUCAAACAAAUGGAUAAGGAGAUAGUUGCAGUAAAGGAGAUAAUGGAAAUUACUUAUGGGAAAGAGGAAGCAGUGAAGUGGAUGGUCUACUGGAGAACCUUCUUCAUCGCUGUUGCUGAGCUUUUUGGAUAUAACAAUGGAGAAGAGUGGAUGGUUGCACACUUCAUUUUCAAGAAGAAAUGAUCGAGAUGAGUAUUAUUUUUUCUUCUCUGAAUGAUCAAUCAGUUUGUGGUUUAUUUUUCAACUUGUUUGGGCCAAAUAAAGAACAGUACAACAUUCUCCUUCGACGUUGAUUGCCUUCCUAUGUAAUUGAUUCCAGAUUCCUAUGGUUUCCUAUAAAAAAAGUUGCUCAAUGGAUAUAUCAAUCUGUUACAAA
Messenger RNA from Thlaspi arvense, 1645 nucleotides. NCBI's taxonomy places the organism in Eukaryota, Viridiplantae, Streptophyta, Magnoliopsida, Brassicales, Brassicaceae. The record is from the annotation of a GenBank genome assembly.